UUUAUUUAGUUUUUGGAAUUUGAUGAGUGUUUGUAUUUUACAGAAAAAUUUAAUUAUCUUCCAUUGUACCACAUUACUGUAACGAAAAGUGUGUUUGUGAUAUUAAUCUAGAACCUAAUAAUAUAUGCGGAACAAGUAUAAAGUAAAAUACGCGUGCGAAUAAGAGAGAAUUCGUGAAAUGGCUGCCGAAGUGCCUGUUUGCGAUUUGUUGAGUGAAGCAGUGGAGUAUAUGUCUAAACUUGGCGUUAAUUUACGUGACCGAUCUGAUAGUUUGAUAAAGAAAAGAAUAAAUAAUAAGAAGUUGCGGAAUGCACGCGCAGUUUUAAAAGCAGCUGAAAAGGUGCUUCUCAUUUGUGAAUUGUCAAAAAAAUCACUCGCGAAUGUUGAAACCGGCGUUCGAAAAGUCUUAUCCAUUAUUGACGCAUCUCAGGCGCAAACAAAUAGCAGUGAUGGCGGGAAAACUAGUAAUAGCGCAUUGGAUAAGCGUAAUGACCGAUUUUUUUAUUUUGAAUAUGAAUCAUGCACAUUGCGAGUAUCUAAGAAAAUUUCAAUAAAACACUUUACAGAUGUAAAGGUCAUGGCAAAAAAGUUGCCAGUUUCUAUGCAGGACAAAUAUCCAGUAUUUUAUGACUGCAAACUUAAGAGAUUAAGGAACAAAUCAUCAGAAAAUCAAGAUGAUAAGCAAGCAGACAAUUGUGGAAAAACUAAGACGAAAAGCAAAGUUUUUGGAGAAUUUCCAGAAACCCAGACUUCAAAUGUUUCAGAUGAAUCUGAUUCAAAUUCAUGUGACAAGUCAACGAAGGAAAAAGAUAAUCUCAAUGAGAAAAAAAUUGUUGAAAAUGAUGUUAUAGAGGCUUUGGAUUCUAUUGCUCUCAAUGAUACAUCAGAUACUGUUCAAGAUGAUAAUGUUUGUGAUAAACAGGAAAGCAAUGGAAACAAAGACAGCAAUUUGGGUGAGGAUACAGCAGUGUCUGAACUUAUUGAAUGCUUUGCAAAUGAAGCAAAGGUUGAUGAGGAUGAAACAUGCGAUGGCAAACUCAAAAAAAGGAAAAAAGAAGCUACCCUUAUUAGGAAGAAGUUUAGUAAAAUUAAGAUAAUUGAUGAUGAUAGUUCAGAUAGUGAAAAUAAUUCUAAAAGCACAGAAAAUGUCACCCAUAAGAUAUCAUCAUCUGAUGAAGAAACUAAUAUAAAUUCAGAGAAGGAAAAUGAUGAUAAAGAAACAAAAUCAAAAGAAAAGAAAUCUAGUAACAGUGAUGUAGACACAAAUAAAUAUGAUUCAGACAACAAUUCUGCAAAAUCUGACAAUAGUUCUAAACCCCUGAUAAGAUGUGUAAAUAUAUCUAAAUUACUUAAACCUGAUGCAUUAAGUUCAGAAACAAUUCAACCAUCAAACCAAAGACAAAAUACUCAAAGUAAGUCAUUAAUUUCAAAACAUAAAGAAAAAGAGAAGAAACCACAUAGCAAUUCUAAAGAUGAUGUCCAAAAGCAAAGAACAAUAAAUUCAAGUGAUGAUGAAUUUUGGGCCCAAAAAAGAAAAGAGGUUAAAAAAUUUAAACCUAAGCAGUUUUCUGUAAAUAUUAAUAGAUUACCACAAUUUACAACCAAUUUUAUGCUUUCUCAUAAGUUGAAGAGAAUCACUCAAAAUAACAAAACUGUUUAUGAAGUCAAUGGUACAGACUCUGACCAUUUAAAGAAGAAUAUUGACAAAGUUAAGAAUGCCUUACUAAAUGAAUCUGGGUCAGAUUCUGACAACACCAUUUCACACAAAGCAAAGAAAGUUAAAAAGUCUCUUCUCAAAAAUUCUGAUUCUGAAAGAUCUUCAAAUAAUGAUGAUAAUAGUUCCUUAGAAAAUGGCGAUGAUGCCUUGUCCUCUAAAACAAAUAAAGUAAAAGAAUCUCUUCUUCAUGAUUCUGAUUCAGAAUUGAAGGAAAAGUCUUCAAACAUUAAUAGUUGCUCAAAUAAUGUUGAUGAUGCCUUAAUAUCUGAAGCAAAUAAAGUAAAAGAAUCACUGCUUAAUGAUUCUGAUACUGAAUUAAAAGACAAAUCUUCAAAUAAUGACUUUGAUACUUGCUCAGAUAAUAUUGAUGAUGCCUUAUUAGCUGAAACAAAUAAGGCAAUAGAAUCAUUUAUCAACGAAUCUAAUAACCAAUCAAAAGAACAAGCAACAAACAAAUCCAGCAACAGUAGUUCAAAUAACCAAGAAGACACAACAGAUAAUGCAGUUGUUAAAGAUGCACUUCUUCAUGAAUCUGAUUCAGGAAGCGAUAAAGUCGUUACCAAAGAUUGUGAUAAAGAAUUAGAAAAAGAUGUUGCUAAGGAAAUUAAAGAUGCUUUGCUUAAUGACUCUGAAUCUGAUAAAAAUGAGUGUGCUCAAGAUGAAACAAGUAAUAAUGCCACUAAAGAUAAAGUUGCCAGAUCACAAAAUGAGUCUGAUGUAAGUGAGCACUCUGAUGAAACUGAAGCUCAAAAUCCAGAUAAAAUCAAGUCAUCCCUGUUAAAUGAUUCAUCUGAUAGUGGAAAAAAAUCACCAAUUAGUUCUAAGAAGAAAAAGAAAUUAAAAAAACUUAGAAGAACAAACAGCAAAAGGCAAGGUAAACGAAAUAGGUUGUGCUACACAUCAAGCUCAGAAAGUGAAGAUGAAUUAAAUAUCAAGUCUAAGGAGAUUACUCAUAAACAUCAUAAAAGAAAAUCACGUCAAUCCAAUUCUUCUUCAUCCAGUGAGGAAAAUAGGAAAAAGAAGCAAAAAACUGAUGGAACUGGUGAUGAGCAUUCAGAUACUGGUGUUAGCAAGAUGGUACGUUCUAAGGCAAAACCGUGUGGAAGCAGCGGCCAGAAUUCUGAUAUUCAAGAUGCAUCAGACAAAGAUAUUGAUGGACUGACAAAUUUGAAUACAUUAAACAAAAAACAUCGACGGCGUGAUUCCUCGUCGACGAAUAACACGGUCACCCGAAGCGGUGGUAAGAAGACUCUUACGAUCAAAACUGAGGAUAUGAAAGUAACGUAUGAUGACCUGCUGUCUGCAGCUGCCAGCAGUUCUGAACCCUCCGAUGAUGAAAAUAUGCCUGAAGAAGAGCUGCCCACCAUACCAUCUGGACUCAAUGGCGAUAGUAUCGAGCAUUUAGCUAAAGAUGAUUUAUUAGGCGAGAGUGAUUCUUCAGGGUCACAGAAUGAAAAGAGAAGUGAGGCGGAGGAAACUCGCAAUGAAGAGGAAUCGGAGGAUGAACAAAAUGUAAAAUUAAAACGGCAACGCAAGGCGAAUGCGAUAUCCUCGGAUUCUGAAGGUGGAACUUCACACCGUAAGCAGAGGGAUGAGGACGUGAGAGUGAGUGAUUUCGAGGACUCGGAGGACGAGAGUUCGGAGUCCAGAGAGAAGCGCUCCAAGCGAAAGAAGAAAGGAUCUGAGAGUGAUGCCUCGGGAGGAUCUAGUAAUGAAGGAGGCCAAAAGAAACGUCGCCGUAUAAAACAGGUGAAGGACAGCGAUGGCUCUGGAUCAGACACUGAGAAUGAAGGGAGAAAUAAACAUGGCAGGAAGAAUAUACGUAAGGUUAUGGGUAAGAACCAGUUGGAAGAGGCCACUAAAAAGGCGGCUCGCGAAGAGAAAGAAAGGAUUGCUCGUAUUACAGAGAGACAGAAAUUGUACAACAACAUGGAAUUUGACGAGUCUGGCAAACCGGACGAGGUUGUCUUGGAGAAGGUGGUGUUAGAUUUCGACCCUGAAACUAAAGAACCACUGAUUGAAGUCGAUAGAGGACUUGUGAAGAAACUGAAGCCCCAUCAGGCUAACGGAAUAAAGUUCAUGUGGGACGCGUGCUUUGAGAGUGUGAAACGUAUCAAGAAGGACAAAGGCUCUGGGUGCAUCCUCGCGCACUGUAUGGGUCUCGGCAAAACUCUACAAGUAAUAUCCCUGACGCACACGUUGUUGACGCACGGCACUCUGACGGGCGUGAACCGUGUGUUGGUGGUGUGUCCCCUGUCCACUGUACUUAACUGGGUCAAUGAGUUCAAAAUGUGGCUCAAACACGCACACUCCGAGUUCGAAGUCGACGUGUAUGAGUUGUCCAGGUACAAACAGAAUUCGGAGCGAGCGUUCCAACUGCAGCAAUGGUUUGAAGGGGGCGGGGUGUGCGUGCUCGGGUACGAGAUGUUCCGCAACCUCUCCGCUGACAACAACAAGAAGUUCAAGAAAAAGAUGCUGAGGAGCUUCCAGGAGAGCCUUGUUGAUCCAGGACCGGACUUGGUGGUGUGUGACGAAGGGCAUUUGUUGAAGAACGAGAAGACCAGUCUGUCGCAGUCUAUGAACAGAGUGAAGACGCGACGCCGCAUCGUCCUCACCGGCACGCCGCUACAGAACAACUUGAAAGAAUACUACUGCAUGGUACAAUUCGUGAAGCCGAACCUGCUGGGAAAGUACAACGAGUACUUGAAUCGUUUCGUGAACCCCAUCACCAACGGACAGUACACUGACUCGACGGAACACGACAUCAAGGUCAUGAAGAGACGCUCCCACGUACUGCAUAAAAUGUUGGAUGGAGCUGUUCAGAGGAGAGACUAUGGGGUGCUGGCGCCCUUCUUACCUCCGAAACACGAGUAUGUGCUGUUCAUAACUCUGUCCGACGUUCAAGUCAAGCUCUACCAGUUCUAUUUGGAUAACUACUCUAGAAGGCCGCUACCUGGUAAAUCGUCUGGGUUCCUGUUCCCUGACUUCCAAUCGCUGCAGAGGAUAUGGACACAUCCACUUGUCCUCAAGUAUAACUCGGAAAGAUACGAAAUUAUGCAGCAGAAAAAGAGGGAGAGAGAAGAAGAAGACUCGGAAGGAUCAUUAGUAGACUUUAUAGAUGAUGAUUCUACACCAGAGGAAACUUCAACAGAAGAGUCGACGGAUGAGCUCUCAGAUAUGAGCGAUGACAGUCGAAAGAAGAGCAAGAAGAAGAAUAAAGGCAAGAAAAGUAAGGGCAAGGACUCGAAGGUGGGCACGCGGCGAGGCACCAGGGCCAACCCAGGUAACGUGGAAGCGGACGAGGACGAUCCCGACGUGGCUGAGGUAGUGGAGGUGAGGAACGAGAACCCGACGGAGUGGUGGAUCAAGUUGGUGGAGGAGGAGGAACUCGACGACAUGCGCAACUCGCACAAACUCGUCUUGUUGUUCGAUAUCCUGCGCCAGUGCGAAGCCAUCGGGGAUAAACUGUUGGUGUUUUCGCAGUCGUUGUACUCUCUAGAUCUGAUAGAACACUUCCUAGGUAAAGUAGAUGAAGCGACGCAAGAGGGACGUAUCGACGAGAAACUCGGAGGACAUGUCGGUUCAUGGUCGCCCGGCGUAGACUACUUCAGGCUGGAUGGGUCUACAUCGUGUGAGAACAGAUCUAUUUGGUGUAAGAACUUCAACAGAGAAGAUAAUCCCAGAGCUAGGUUAUUCCUAAUAUCGACUCGCGCGGGUGGCCUGGGCAUCAACUUGGUGGCUGCCAACCGAGUGGUCAUCUUCGAUGUCUCAUGGAACCCCUCACACGAUGUGCAAAGUAUAUUCAGGGUCUACCGGUUCGGGCAGAAGAAACCUUGCUAUAUUUACAGAUUUUUAGCUAUGGGUACAAUGGAGGAGAAAAUCUAUGAGCGUCAAGUGACGAAGCAGGCGAUCUCUAAGCGAGUGAUCGACGAGCAACAGAUCGACCGACACUACGCGGAGAACGACCUCGCCGAGCUGUACAAGUUCGAGGCGCGCCCGGACGAGCCCCGCCCCAUACCCGCGCUGCCCAAAGACAGACUCUUCGCGGAAAUGCUCAGGGAACACGAGGCUCAGAUUUACAAGUACCACGAGCACGAUUCUCUGCUGGAGAACAAGGAGGAGGAGACUCUGAGCGAGGAGGAGCGGAAGGCAGCCUGGGAGGACUUCGAGAACGAGAAGAACAGGCCACCGCCCGCGCCAUUCCCGUCCGCCUGGCCCAUGCACAAUGGAAUGAUGCCGGGUCUGCUGGCGGCGCAGCAGCAACAGCUGGCGUACGCGGCGCUGGCCGCCAUGUUGCGCAAGGACAUGCCCAACAUCAACGACAACCAGAUCCGGGACAUGCUGCCGCUCAUAUACAACUCUAACCCCGGGAUGUUCGGUGGAUAUGACUUUGGCUUGAUGCAGAAAAUGUCUGAACUCUACAAGUAUGCACCACCGGGCAUGAUGAAUCCCGGUAUGAUGAAUGCUGUCAUGAAUUCUGGUGGCGGUGCGAGUGCGUCGAGCGGUAGCGCGGCCAGCUCGCUGCAGUACGAGCCGCCCUGGCAGCGCCAGCAACAACAACAGCAUCACAUGCGCCUGCAGCAACUCAUGCAGCAAAACCAAAUGGGUGCGAAGAUCUACGCAGGCGGGCUCGGCAGCCGCGACCCCGUGGCCAUGGCGCUGCAACAACAACGCUCGCGCGAGAUCCUCAUGGCCGGCUCCCGCCCGCGCGGCCGGCCCCCCCUCGCCGCCAGGGCGCCGCCCCCCACCACCGCGCAGGACGUCGUCAACCUCGACUCCGACUAGGUGGUAGAGGUGAAAAGUGGACCGAAUAUGUACAGUGAACGAUAAUAGGUGCUACACUGCUAUAUGGAGUGGAGUGUCGUCGCCGCGGACUGGCCGGUCGGGCGGAACAUUGGUUCCACCAGGCGACCGAGUCCACUGCGCACUGCACUCGAGGUAAUCAUCUGGCCAAAAUACAGUGAUAUUUUGGAGUGUUAGCUCCAUAAAUGUAGCUUUUCGCCUUGAGGCUUGCGCUCUUAACGCUACAUAUCAAGAAUCUCAGUAUUUUAUUUGUAGUUCUGAACAUUUUAGACGUUAGCCAUGUAAUGUCCAUUUAAUUUCCUGGUGAGAUAAGUGGUGUUCCCAUAUUGUAGGAAAACCACUGUUUCGGUAAAUUCAACAACAGCGGAAGCCUAAGGCGUUAUUAGUAAAUGAUAAGACGCACAAGUUUGGUCAUAUUUUAAGCUACAACAUGUAAGUAGAUGUGCUCAGUCUUGAAAUGUGACACUUGUGCCUGUGGGAGUUAACAUUCUAUGCUUUCUGACACUAUGUGUAUGGAUGAUGUAAGGUACUGUCGAACAAACGAGGCAUCCUAACAAAGCUUCUGGAUAUACAUCUUAUUUUUAUUGUUGAUUUCAAUUUCAUUUCAUAAAAAAUAAAUCUGUUUUGUUUGUCUGCACACUCCAGCUGUUACAUCUAUUUUAUAGCUAUACAGUUUAGGCUUACUUACGUAUAUAAAUAUAUUUAUAUCGAUAAUGUUUUAAGUAUUGAACAGAAGCUGCCGUAGGAUGCUUCAGGUGUCAGUUUGGUAAAUUUUAACUAUAUCUCUCAGUACAGGAAAUUAGCAUAAGUUAUAUGUUUGUAGUUAGAAAACUUCUGUGUGUUUAACAUAGUAGUAAUCGCGAGAGUGCGCACGGAAAUGUAUGACCGUACACUAGUUGGAGUAGUGAGCAAAUGGAGCACAAACACGAAAUCGUUAUUUAAGAACCAGACAGUAAUUCGACGAUAAUUUGUAUUAAUCAGCACAUCCUAUGUGUUCACUCGAAUGACAGUUUGUACUCCAUUUGGUCAUUAUUCUGUGAGAAGCACCCACUAUGUAAACAAUAUAGUGAUAAUAUAUUACUCUACAUAUAGUUACUACAACACCAACUUAACUAAAGUGAAUGUUAUUCAUUGGUUUAUGUAUAUUUAUAACCAAUAUUGGACUGUAAAAUUAGAAAACUAGAUUUCAAUAAACAUAUUAUCAACUCUGCACAUAAACCAUUAGUAACAUUGAUGUUCAAUUUUAAGAUUAGAGAAAUAUUAUUUUGGUGAUGUUUAUUAUCUAUCACAUGUUUUGCUGCAGUGGCAAAUUCAAUUUUAAUCAGAUCUGUUUUAAAAUCCUCUUAGCAAUAAUGAAGGUAAUUUAAGUUAAUACAAAUUAUAUGAAAGAAGACAAACAUUAUCAAUAAGCUGGUUUGAUAUUAUACCUAGUUAUGGCCUGGACCUAGAGUAUUAAUUUCCAAAUAUAUGUUGAUUCCAUUCAAUCCUAUGAUUUAAGCGUUGGAAUAAUUGUAUACUAGGUUUGCUCAUGAAACAUUAAUUAUUAUUGGUGAAAUGUUUACAAGAGAUCUUACGGGGAAACAAUAUUUGUGUUUUGGGCUUAGCAAUUAUUGUUUGUAACUGUGUACCCACAUUGCAUUGCAAUCAUAGUGCAGUUUGACUGUGUUUUAUGUGCAAAUACUUGAUUUACUGACCCUAGUACAUCACACAGUGGGAUUAUUUAAGUGAUGUUUAUGUGACUGUAUUUAUUUGCCUGCCGUUGAACAGGUGGUUUAGUUGUGAUAUUGAGUAAUUUUAAAUUUUUGUAUACGUUUAUUUUAAUCAAGUCACUAACGUGACUUUAAUGUUAGAUUCAACAUCUAUAUAUUAUUUUAGAUUACAUUAAUGUACCUAUAGCGUAACAUGGAAAUUGUAGUGCAUUUUAUGGACUCUGUUUUAUGACAAAUUCUCGUUGUUUUAUUGUAAUUUUGGAUUAUUUUUACAGAUUUUCUAUGCUUAGAAUGUUAUUUAUACUUAUAAACAAUUAUAUUAAUAAAUGAGCAGUAUUUCAGUUAGUUAUAAGAACAUGUUAUAAUUACACAGUUUAGUUCCAUCUAUACACCUUCCCAUCUGAAUAUUUAUGAAUAAUUUUCAUUAGCUACGAAAUAAUUAGCGUCUCGGUACGUGAUUGUUCAACAAAUUAUGGUGUGCCCAUAUUCGCGAGUGGCGCAGAGAAAAUGUACGUUUAGACUGCGACACUUAUACACGAAAUGCGUGUAUUCGUCAAAUAACGCAUUGUGCACAAUCCUUACUUUAAAUCAUGCUUGUUUUAUAAUUUUAUUAAUAAUAUUGAUUUUGAUUAUAAACAGAUAAUUUACUGAAUAUUAUGUUUCCUUAUAGGUAGGGCUGAGAUAUAUUUUUUUAAAGACAAAAACAGUUUAAAGUUAUCUGCGGUGGCAAGGCGCCGAGAUGGAAAUAAACUAAUUAUCCAGUAUCAGCACAGCCCUAUAGUUAAUUUUUGUUUUUUAUACUACCUAGCAAUAGUGUUGCUAUAUGAGUAUUGAGAGGUUGCUACAUAAGAGUGAGGACUGCUGUAAUUGUUUUAUUAUUUAUGUAAUAUAUAUAAUAUAAUUGUAACUGUAGAGAACUUCCUAUUAUUUUGUAGUACAAUCAAAUAAUAAAUAAUUCAGAAAUGUGUACAUAAA
Messenger RNA from Spodoptera frugiperda (fall armyworm), 9204 nucleotides. RefSeq names its product transcriptional regulator ATRX homolog. The transcript has 30 exons. The record is from RefSeq and is a predicted model, not a curated record. NCBI's taxonomy places the organism in Eukaryota, Metazoa, Arthropoda, Insecta, Lepidoptera, Noctuidae. Gene Ontology annotation, molecular function: ATP binding; ATP hydrolysis activity; ATP-dependent chromatin remodeler activity. Bases 179 to 6502 code for a protein of 2107 amino acids. Gene Ontology annotation, cellular component: nucleus.